Molecule: messenger RNA, 2055 nt
Organism: Fulvia fulva
Lineage: Eukaryota; Fungi; Ascomycota; Dothideomycetes; Mycosphaerellales; Mycosphaerellaceae
Product: Chromatin structure-remodeling complex protein RSC8
Exons: 2
Coding region: 1-2055 (684 amino acids)
Biological process (GO): positive regulation of DNA-templated transcription
Cellular component (GO): SWI/SNF complex
Molecular function (GO): histone binding; DNA binding
Source: RefSeq, a predicted model, not a curated record
AUGGAAUCAGGCUUCGCGGACGAGGAGUCGCGUGCUCCAGGCCAAGGAUCGGACGAGCUGAUUCAGCAGGAAAAUGAGGCAGCGGAAGCGAAGCAGGAGUCGCAGGACCAGGACACGUCAAUGGUGGAGGACACGGAAGAAACGGCUGUCAAGCAACAAUCGACUGAGGGAGAUGCUGCGCCCGUCUCAGACAACCCUCUCGAUGCGCCUGAGGCACCUGCGCCGGAGAAUGCAGAUGAAGCUGGCGAGGAUGAGGAGAUGGGAGACACCAAGGAAGGGACUCCUGCUGUCGAGCCCACCACGGCCGUGACCAAGACUGCAGCAGAACAAUCCGCGCGAUCGCAUCUGAUCGAUCAAAACCACGCCAUCAUUCUGCCGUCCUACAGCGCGUGGUUCGACAUGCACCAAAUCCAUAACUUAGAGCGCAAAGCACUUCCCGAGUUCUUCAAUAACCGCAACAGAAGCAAGACACCUGCAGUGUACAAAGACUACCGAGACUUCAUGGUCAACACAUACAGGCUGAACCCAGCAGAGUACCUGACCGUGACCGCAUGUAGACGAAACUUGGCUGGAGACGUGUGCGCAAUCAUGAGAGUGCACGCGUUCCUGGAGCAGUGGGGACUCAUAAACUACCAGAUCGAUCCAGACACGAGGCCAUCGAACAUAGGGCCCCCAUUCACUGGGCAUUUCCGCAUCACGGCCGAUACACCUCGAGGGCUACAGCCACAUCAACCGGCGGCUGGGAGCACCAUCACACCUGGAAAGCCUUAUGCGGGCACCGAGCGACUAGCGAUAGCUGGGAAAGCAGACCUCAACCUGGAAGUGCGACGAAACAUCUACGAUGACAAGGGCAAAGACGUGACCCCUGCCAAAGCAGAAGGUGCGGAGUCUAAUGGUGAGGCGACGAAGAGCUUAGAGGACAGCCUAAAGCAAGAUGGCAAGCAGUACUUCUGCUAUUCGUGCGGGAAGGACUGCACACGUGUGCGGUAUCACAACUCAAAGAACCCACCUGCAAGUGCAACGACACCGAAACCGAGUAAAGAACAGCGAUACGACCUGUGUAGUCUCUGUUUUCAGGAGGGAAGGUUUCCCAGCUCGACCACCGCAGCAGACUAUGUCAAGCUCGAGAAUGAGCGAUACCAAAGCAUCGGAGACAAGGAGUCGUCCUGGACAGAUUCUGAGCUCCUGCUCCUCUUGGAAGGCCUGGAGAUGUUUGAUGACAAUUGGGAGUCGGUUGCUGACCACGUCGGAUCGAGGACGCGAGAGGAGUGCGUACUCAAGUUCUUGCAACUCGAAAUCGAGGAUAAGUAUCUUGAGGAAACACCCACGGCCAAUGGCAGUGCAGGCGCUGCUUCGUCCGAUUUGGCAUAUCUAUCGGGCGGCCGACUGUCAUUUAGCCAGUUUGACAACCCUGUCAUGUCUGUCAUGAGCUUCCUUGCAGGCAUAGCAGACCCAGCGACCACUGCCAAGGCCGCCGGCAAGAGCGUUGAGGAAGUCCGCAGGACUCUCAAGCAGCGUCUGGACAAGGAAGCCGAACCAGGUGCUGAGAAGGACACAGAAAAGGAGAAGGAGGGCUCUGCGCAAGCAGAACAAGUCAAGCCUGAAGGACAGGACGAUAGGAUGGACGUGGACGACACAACAUCGCUCGCCACCCGCUCGCCACCCACAUCUCACGAUCUCCCCACGACUGCACUUUCUCUCACUGCCGCACGAUCUGCAGCUCUCGCCUCGAACACCGAGCGACAGCUAUCGAACCAGGUGUCCGCAGCCGUCAAUCUGCAACUACAAAAGAUGGAACUCAAACUCCAACAGUUCAGCGAGAUGGAAGCUCUUUUGCAAGCCGAACGCCGCGAAGUGGAACGUAUGCGGCAACGCCUCUUCCUGGACCGCCUUCAGUUCCGUAAGCGUGUGCGGGAGGCAGAAACCAAGCUUGCCGGCAUGAAGAUCAGCGUCCCUGCUGGCGAAAAGCUAUCCAUGACCGCUGAGGGCGCCACGACCGGAGAGACCGCGCCUUUCGAAGAUGGCAUGGAGGGGUUCAUGAAACAUGAAUUGUAG